UCCUGCUUCUCCACUAUGGCACUUCGGAUUUCUUGGGCUACUUGCACAUUUAAGAAAAGAAACACCUCCUGGAUCAGACAUCUUUGGGGAUGUACAGAAGCUUUUCCAUGCUGGACAGGACUUCCAAGCCCUCAGAGUUCCUGGGCAGGGCAGCCAUAGCCGGAAGUGGCUCUCAGACUUCCGCUUCGGAGGCGAGGAGCUCGAGCUCGGACCGCUUUGCGGCGUUUGUUCGGCAGCGGGUGGAUUCCCAGAGCUGAUCUCAAGUGAAGAUCACCCACUGUCCUAAUUGCACUCCUGCCUUUUGUCCCUGACCACCAUCACCAUGCCUCGGGGUCAGAAGAAUAAGCUCAACACCCCUGAGAAACGCCACCAGGCCCCAAGUGGGACCCCUGGUCUGAAGGGUGCUCAGGCCACUGCAACCAAGAAAGAGUCAUUCUCCUCUUCACCUUCACCUCCUUGUGGAAUUCUGAGUCAGAGAAAGCCUGGUGCUAAGUCACACAGCACUCUCAAGAGGCCUCAGCGAGAUCUGUCCACUACCACUCUGUCUGCAGGUGUUUCUCACACAAGAUCAUACAAAGGAGCCAAUGGCAAAAUUGGGAAAGAGCAAAGCUCCUCUCAGGCCCCUCUCUCCAUUGUGCAGUCUCAAAGAGACCGUCUAACCAAAACAACGAAUAUAUUGGUGGAGUUCCUGAUGCACAUGUAUAAAAGGAAAAAGCCCGUGAUGAAGGCAGAUAUGCUGAAGAUUAUUAAUAAAAAGUACAAAAGUCGAUUCAUUGAGAUCCUCAAAAGAGCUUCUUUCAGCAUGGAGGUAGUAUUUGGCAUUGAUUUAAAGGAAGUCGACCCUACCAAGCAUUCUUACAUCCUCGUCAGCAAAAUGAGCCUCCCCAACAAUGGGACAGUCAGUCGUGGCAGGGGGUUUCCCAAGACAGGUCUCCUGAUGAAUCUCCUGGGUCUGAUCUUCAUGAAGGGCAACUGUGCCACUGAAGAAAAGAUCUGGGAAUUCCUGAAUAAGAUGAGGGUCUACGCUGGGAAGAGGCACUUCAUAUUUGGGGAGCCCAAGAAGCUCAUCACCCAUGAUUUGGUGAAGCUGAAGUAUUUGGAAUACCGGCAAGUGCCCAACAGCAAUCCAGCACGCUAUGAGUUCCUGUGGGGUCCAAGAGCCCAUGCUGAGACCAGCAAGAUGAGAGUCCUGGAGUUUUGGGCCAAGAUUAACAAUACGGUCCCCAGUGCCUUCCAGUCUUGGUAUGAAGAGGCUUUGAGAGAUGAGGCAAAGAGAGUCCAAGCCACAGUUACCGCAAGGGCUGACGCCAAUGCCAUGGCCAGGGGAUGUUCCAGUGUUCUAUCCAGCAGCUCCUCCCACACCUACUGAAGUCAAGGCAGAUUCUGCACUUUGUGGUUGAAGAGAGUAUUCAGUGGUCCAGGUCACUGAGGGAACAACAGUGUGUAAUACCUUUGUGUUCCUCUUCAUCCUGUAUGGGGAAUUUGGAGAUAUAUCUGUGUUUUUAUUUUUUGCUAUUUUUCAAAUGUUACUUGUAAAUGAAGGUUUACUUAGCUAGCAUUAUAAUCUAAAUUUAUGAAUUGUAUUAGUCACAUUUACUGUUUUUCAUUGGGUUAAAGAGUAAGAGUUUUGAUCUUUUGUAAAACAAAUUUAGAAAACUUCCAUCUUAUUUUGUAAACUGGUGCAAGGUACCAUGGCUUUGCAAUACGCAUUUCCUUGAAAAUGUGGGAAAAAAAUUAAGCAGUAAAGUAUGUGAAAUAAAGAAAGAAAAGGUAGAGUUCCA
Molecule: messenger RNA, 1781 nt
Organism: Sus scrofa (pig)
Lineage: Eukaryota; Metazoa; Chordata; Mammalia; Artiodactyla; Suidae
Source: RefSeq, a predicted model, not a curated record